Chlamydomonas reinhardtii is the source of this 1281-nucleotide messenger RNA. RefSeq lists its product as uncharacterized. The transcript has 2 exons. The coding region runs from base 466 to 969 and encodes 167 amino acids. The record is from RefSeq and is a predicted model, not a curated record. Lineage: Eukaryota; Viridiplantae; Chlorophyta; Chlorophyceae; Chlamydomonadales; Chlamydomonadaceae.
CGCUAGCAGCAUAUAUCACAGGAAGAUAAGCCCAGAGCAGAAUGCUGCUUUCAGUAUGGUUUGUGCGCCCAGUAUGCGCAAAGAAAUCAAAGGUGUUGCUUCUCCACGCAGCCGGCCAAGGGUCAGCGCCCUCAGGAAACAAUAGAUUCUAUUGAACGUAUCUGAACAAAUGAAGGGGUCAUGUACGCCCUGCCGUCGCCGGCCAACUUGAUUUUCGGUCAACACGCUCGCGCCCCCUUUUGCGGGGUGGUUAUCUUGCACUUAUGCGUCCUAGCUACACAUCCAAGCGAAAGCGACCAGAAAUACAUAUGCGGGGGUGGACGCCCAUGCAGGCCCCAGAUGAUGGUCGUCUGGUGUAGACCGGUCAUGAGGGCUCUGUAUUUACGCCAAUGCAGAAUUUUCUCAUCGUGACACACAAGUUGCAAGCUCGCGCAAGUCGGUUCCUUCCCAGAACGCUGAUUCGCUAUGUGGCAGACUCUACGCGCCGCGCCCUCAAACCGUUGCUGCUCUGCAGCCACCAAGUGCAACAGGGUGACAGCGACAAUUGCAAGCAACCGUGCCGGCAACUUUGGCGUGCAAGGCUACCAGAGAUCUCGCCGCCUGCUUACCCUCGCAACUUCGCCAGCUUCGGCAGCCUCGGCUGAUCCUUCGCCCCCACAUGAUGGCGUUACUGACGAAGGAGGAAGCGGCGGGCGGGGAGGGCCGACCAAGCCCACCGGCUCGCCGUCUGGUGGCGGCUGGUGGCGGGACUUCUUCAGCAGCGUGCAGUACAGCUCUGCUUGGGGAGCGUUCUGGGGAGUCGCUGCAGCUUACGUCGGCUUGCGCGAGCUGAAGAUUGGCCUGGCCAACUUCGCGUGCGGCCUGGCCCCUGAGGGAUCCAAAGGCGGCGGCGUGAAGGAGGGCGGCCAGCAGCGCGUGGGCAGCAGCCUGGGAUGGGGGAUUUGGGCAAGGGCCUGGGAGACGGGCUGAAGGACGGCCUGGGGGAUGGGCAAGGGCCUGGGGGACGGGCUGAAGGGCGGUUGGUGCGUGUUCCGAAGCAUAUGUAGCGUUGCUACGCCAGUUAUUGGCCUCUUGAACUGGCAGUUUCCGCGCUGAAGCAUAUCCUGGCAUGCAUGCGUGUAGUAACGUGUGCCGUAACGUGUGUAUUAACGUGUGUACUAACGUCUAUGUGGCGUAUGCAAGGGAUGUCUGGGGUUCGGGGAUGCGUGUCGUUCAUGGGUGAGGGGAAUGCUCACUUGGUUGGCCCGGCACGGUUGGAGACCGGUGUAAGGGGGGUUUCAC